CUACCGACCUCCCGCGUUGGCCUGCGGGCAAUUCAAGCCUGCACCCAACUCCGCACAGCAACAAGCUCAUCCACAUCCUCGGCCUCUGGACCUGCGCGAAGGAGCGUUACCAUCGCCAACGACACUGGCCGCGUGCCCUGGUCCGAACUAUCAUGGCGCGAAAGAGGUGCCCGUACAACACAACAGUCAGCAAACCUCGCCGUCGUCAUUCUGGGUCUCGUCAUGACUGGGGGCGUCGCGACCGUCCUCUACCUUGAAGUCUUCAGCAGCGACAGCAAGACGGCCGUCUACAACCGCGCCUUCGAACGCAUACGAACCGAUCCCAAGUGCAUUGAAGUGUUGGCAGGAAGAGGCAAGGGCGGCGAGAUUGAGGCCUGGGGAGAGAACAGAGUGCGCAACAGUCGCUUUGCAAGGGACACCAUCUCAUCCAAAUCUGAAACUGACCGUAUCGGAACAACACAUAUGCGCAUGCACUUCCAUGUUGGAGGCAGUCUCGCUACAGGCACCGUCAACGUCCACAUGACAAAACGCCGUGAUGACAGCGAUUUCCACUAUCACCAUCUGGCCCUCGACGUUCCCGGCCACGAGCGGAUUUGGCUUGAGAAUGCAGAAGCCUGGAAGCUUGACAAGAGGAGCUCGGGCAAGAUGUUUGGCGUGCGCUGGUGG
Aureobasidium uvarum is the source of this 666-nucleotide messenger RNA. The record is from the annotation of a GenBank genome assembly. NCBI's taxonomy places the organism in Eukaryota, Fungi, Ascomycota, Dothideomycetes, Dothideales, Saccotheciaceae.